Contarinia nasturtii (swede midge) is the source of this 2298-nucleotide messenger RNA. It is a transcript of the gene UGP, whose product is annotated as UTP--glucose-1-phosphate uridylyltransferase. NCBI's taxonomy places the organism in Eukaryota, Metazoa, Arthropoda, Insecta, Diptera, Cecidomyiidae. Gene Ontology annotation, molecular function: UTP:glucose-1-phosphate uridylyltransferase activity. The transcript is spliced from 6 exons. Bases 316 to 1860 code for a protein of 514 amino acids. The record is from RefSeq and is a predicted model, not a curated record. Gene Ontology annotation, biological process: glycogen metabolic process; UDP-alpha-D-glucose metabolic process. Gene Ontology annotation, cellular component: cytoplasm.
CGUUUAUCUAACGGAGAGAACAACAUUUUUUUAUUAAACUCAUCUAGAAUAUUGUAACUAUCACAUCUCAUAGAAGCCCCAAAUCGAAUGCCAAUCAAUUGAUUUGAAACGCACAAAUAAAAGGAAACAAAUCGAUUAGAUGUGUAUUUAUUUGAAUAUCACUCAGUGUAUAUAGUAUAUUUUUUUGUUAAGGAAAGUGGUUUGGGUGCGUGUGAUAGCAACAAAAAGUGAAAUUGCAUUUUUGUGUAUCACAAAAUUGUGCUAUUGUCAAUUGUUCAACGCUCAAAGUACAAACGUUAAAUUUAAAUCGCCAAUAUGCUUGAACCGCCAAAGGAAUCUCAGGUUCGCGGCCACCAACGCAAUGCAUCCGACACAAAGGAAUUUCAUGAGGUUACUAAACGAGAUGCACUGAUGCAUUUUGAACUUGAACUGAAGACUUUAUUGAACACCGUCAAAUCGAACGAACUUCAAAGUUUCUAUGAUAAGGAAAUGCAACGAUUCGCCGCGUUGUUCGGACGUUUUUUGCAAGAAGAGGGUCCAUCGGUUGAAUGGGAUAGAAUUCAGAAAUUACCUGCCGACGCUGUUAAAGACUACGCAACACUUUCAGCACCAAAAAAUGAGAGCAUUAUUCGUGAACAUUUGAAUAAAUUGGUGGUAAUCAAACUGAAUGGUGGUCUUGGUACAUCAAUGGGUUGUCAUGGUCCAAAAUCGGUGAUUCCAGUGCGUAAUGAUCUUACCUUCUUGGACUUGACCGUACAACAAAUAGAAACAUUGAAUAAAACAUACAACGCCGACGUCCCUCUAGUCUUAAUGAACAGUUUCAACACAGACGAUGACACAGAGAAGAUUAUCCGAAAAUACAAAGGUUUUCAAGUCAAAAUCUAUACAUUCAAUCAAAGUUGCUUCCCACGAAUUUCACGCGACUCAAUGUUGCCAAUUGCCAAGGAUUAUAAUAUUGAAAAUGACAUGGACGCAUGGUAUCCACCUGGACACGGUGACUUUUACGAAUCGUUCCAAAAUUCUGGAUUGUUGGACCAAUUCAUUCAGGAGGGCCGUGAAUAUUGUUUCCUGUCUAACAUCGAUAAUUUGGGUGCAACCGUUGAUUUGAACAUUUUGAAUAAAUUGCUUUGCGAAAAAGGCUCGAAUGGCAAGCCCAUUGAAUUCGUUAUGGAAGUGACAGAUAAAACGCGCGCCGAUGUUAAAGGUGGCACCUUAAUUCAAUACGAGAACAAACUUCGGCUGUUGGAAAUAGCUCAGGUACCAAACGAACACGUUGACGAUUUCAAAUCGGUGAAAACGUUCAAAUUUUUCAACACCAACAAUAUUUGGGCCAAUUUAAAUUCGAUGGAACGUGUUUUGAAUGCAAGAACAUUGAACAUGGAAAUUAUUGUAAACAAUAAAACACUGGACAAUGGAUGCCGUGUUAUCCAAUUGGAAACAGCCGUCGGUGCAGCUAUGAAAUGUUUCGAAGGUGCCAUUGGAGUGAAUGUGCCACGGUCUCGUUUCUUGCCCGUCAAAAAGACAUCCGAUCUAUUGUUGGUCAUGUCGAAUUUAUACAGUUUGAAAGGCGGCUCAUUAGUUAUGUCACCGCAAAGAAUGUUCCCAACAACACCGCUCGUUAAGCUCGGCGAUAAUCAUUUCAGCAAAGUCAAACAAUUCUUAUCGAGAUUUGCAAAUAUUCCGGACAUCAUUGAAUUGGAUCACUUGACGGUUUCGGGUGAUGUAACAUUUGGUCGCGGUGUUUCAUUGCGGGGAACUGUUAUCAUCAUCGCGAACCAUGGAGACAGAAUUGAUAUACCAGCUGGCGCCAUUCUUGAGAAUAAAAUAGUCUCUGGCAACAUGAGAAUCUUGGAUCAUUAAACUGUGCAAUUUUAUGCUCUUGCUAAAGAUCUUCCAUUUUGGGCCAGAACAAAAACAGUCAUAGUUUCGACGAAUUGCGUUACUUGAAUCAUUUUAUGAUCUAAUUGAAGUUGUAAAAAAUUUAUUCAUAAAAAAGUUGUUAAUGUUUUAGAGAGGAUUUUUAAAUUAUAGAUCAAUUCCGCUGAUUUUGAUUUUGUUCGCAUAGACAGUUUUUUUUUCUUUUGAGAUGUAAAACAUCGAAUUAAUGCCCAUUGUUUUCAGAGUUAAACACAUUUUUAGGCAUUCAAAUGACAAUUUAUUUCUAUGUACCUUAUUUGUAGACAUUUAUAUUUUGCUUUUCAAAUAAUGAUAUUUGUUCCGUGACGUUGACGUCACGAUAAACACUUAAAUCAACCCCCCUUAUCAAAUGAAUAAAGUGCAAAUUAUAGAUGUAGCAAA